UGAUGGACGACUUUAUCCUUCAAAAUUCGCCUAUUCUCCUGGAGGGGUUGGUAGAAAUAUGUGUGAAGCUAUGGUCAAACUAGGCAAUUCGCCCAAUUUUUUAACCAUGAUUGGAAACGACUUCCAGGGAGUUCAAAUAAAAGCAUCUAUUCCAAAUUCCAGUAAACACUGCAUUAAAAUAAAUCAAACGAAGAAUAGUGCUCAAUGUAUCAUAGUGUUUGACAAUAAAGGAAGCUGUAAAAUGUUAAUGGGGGAUAUGAGUAUACACAAAGAAAUUUCGCCACAAGUGAUCAUAGAAAAUGAAGUGUAUUUAAAAGAAGCUCCUCUAAUUAUAAUGGAUGGAAAUUUAACAUUAGAAACGAUGAACGAAAUAUUAAGAAUAGCUGAAGAAAGUAAAAUACCUGUAUUCUUCGAACCGACAGAUGCAGCUAUAGCAGAACGACCAUUUAAGUCAACACAUUCAAAGGCAAUAAAAUUCAUAACACCAAAUAUUCACGAACUUUAUGUAAUAGCAAAUUUGUUAAACAUUCCUUAUACUAAAUCUUCUGGAUUAGAAGAUAUAGCUAAAUUAACAGAAAGAGUUGUUAAUUAUGUAGACAAUGUCAUUGUUACAAUGGGCCAUCAAGGAAUUCUUAUUGGGAGAAAGGGUUUUGCAACUGAUUCAUUCCAACAAAAGGUAACAAAUGAAAAAUUCGGAGCUAGACAUUACCCUACAAAAGAGAUCACCCAUUUAGUAAACGUUAGUGGAGCGGGUGAUUGCUUUGCGAGUGGAUUUAUAUGUGCAUUGGUCUCUGGCAAAUCCGAAGAAAUAUGUAUAUCUGUAGGAUUUGCAGCUGCUGAAUUAGCACUUUUUAGCGAAUCUGCCGUUCCAAAAUCGAUGUUCGAUCCUUCCCAUGAGUCGUGGAAUGUUCCAGCUAAAUAUACUACUAUAAUAUAACUACUAAUUUUCAUUAUAUCGAUAACAUUUGAAUAAAGGAUGUACUAACACAAAA
This is a messenger RNA of Diabrotica virgifera virgifera (western corn rootworm), 992 nucleotides long. RefSeq lists its product as uncharacterized. Gene Ontology annotation, molecular function: kinase activity. The record is from RefSeq and is a predicted model, not a curated record. Bases 59 to 937 code for a protein of 292 amino acids. The transcript has 3 exons. Lineage: Eukaryota; Metazoa; Arthropoda; Insecta; Coleoptera; Chrysomelidae.